Molecule: messenger RNA, 3507 nt
Organism: Larimichthys crocea (large yellow croaker)
Lineage: Eukaryota; Metazoa; Chordata; Actinopteri; Sciaenidae
Gene: ilf3b
Product: interleukin enhancer binding factor 3b
Exons: 18
Coding region: 223-2820 (865 amino acids)
Cellular component (GO): precatalytic spliceosome
Molecular function (GO): single-stranded RNA binding; double-stranded RNA binding
Source: RefSeq, a predicted model, not a curated record
ACAUGCAAGUACUGUCCAAUGAGCAUAAUGGGUUUCAUCUCGUGGGCGUUCCCGUUUGCGCUCCUGCUGCCGAGACCGGGAGCGGAGCCAGUGUGCAGCACCGUCUAUCAGCAGCACCGACAACACGAGACGGACUGCAACGUUGUCAUCUGCUGCAGAGAAACCACUUUUUAACAGGCUCAUCCACUGGAUACAGGACUCACCACGGCCUCGAGAAUAACAAUGCCUCCUCCAAUGCGCCACCGCUCCAUGCGUGUCUUCAUGAAUGACGACCGCCAUGUCAUGGCCAAACACUCUGUCAUCUACCCAACUCAGGAGGAGCUGGAAAGCGUACAGAACAUGGUAUCCCACACAGAGCGUGCCCUCAAGGCUGUCUCUGACUGGCUGGAUAAGCAGGAGAAAGGAACCUCCAAGUCUGACUCUGAUGGCACAGACGCUGAGAGCGAGCACAAAGAUCAGGCCACACGCUCUCUGCGUGGUGUAAUGAGAGUGGGCCUGGUUGCCAAGGGCCUGCUACUGAAGGGGGACCUGGACCUGGAGCUGGUGCUCCUCUGUAAGGACAAGCCCACCAUCAGUCUGCUGAAGAAAGUGUCUGAAAACCUUGUUACACAGCUCAAGGCGACAGAAGAUAAGUAUGUGGUGACGCAGCACAUACGCGAGGCCAGUAUCGUCAUCAAGAACACCAAGGAGCCCCCUCUCACCCUCACCAUUCACCUGACAUCCCCUCUGGUUCGUGAGGAGAUCGAGAGGGCUGCAGCCGGAGAAUCGCUUUCAGUCAACGAUCCCCCGGAUGUUCUGGACAGGCAGAAAUGCCUAACUGCCUUGGCGUCUCUCCGCCACGCUAAGUGGUUCCAGGCCAGAGCCAACGGGCUGCGUUCCUGUGUCAUCGUCAUCCGGAUCCUAAGAGACCUGUGUGCCCGCGUCCCUACAUGGGCCCCGCUUCGUGGCUGGCCACUGGAGCUGAUCUGUGAGAAAGCCAUUGGCACAGGGAACCGGCCCAUGGGGGCAGGAGAAGCUCUGCGGAGAGUUUUAGAGUGUCUGGCUUCAGGAAUCCUCAUGGCAGAUGGUGCUGGAAUCUCUGAUCCAUGUGAGAAGGAAGCCACAGAUGCUAUCGGUCACUUGGACCAUCAACAGAGAGAAGACAUCACAGCGAGUGCACAACAUGCCUUAAGACUGUCAGCUUUCGGACAGCUUCACAAAGUGCUUGGAAUGGAUCCACUUCCCUCGAAGAUGCCCAAGAAGCCUCGCAGUGAGACUCCCAUUGAUUACACAGUGCAAAUCCCACCCAGCACAGCGUAUGCCCCACCAAUGAAAAGGCCCAUAGAAGAAGAGGAGGGGACGGAUGACAAGAGUCCAAAUAAGAAGAAGAAAAAGCUGCAGAAGAAAUCUCCAGAGGAGAAGGCUGAGCCUCCGCAGGCUAUGAACGCCCUGAUGAGGCUCAAUCAGCUGAAGCCUGGUCUCCAGUACAAACUGGUUUCUCAGACUGGCCCCGUUCACGUUCCAGUCUUCACGAUGGCCGUGGAAGUAGACGGCACGACCUUCGAGGCUUCUGGUCCAUCCAAGCGCACUGCCAAGCUGCACGUAGCUGUGAAGGUCCUUCAGGACAUGGGGCUGCCCACAGGAGUGGAACUAAAGACUGCUGAGCCAGUAAAAUCAGAGGAGACCGUAGUAGCUGCCACAGUGGAGGAGUUGAGGCCAGUAGUCACACCGGUUGAAACUGCCACUGCUGCCACAGGAACAGCCAAUGCAGACACCACUGAUGCUGUAGAGACCGCUCGCCAACAGGGACCGAUCCUGACCAAACACGGCAAGAACCCCGUGAUGGAGCUGAACGAGAAGCGCCGCGGCCUGAAGUAUGAGCUCAUCUCGGAGACCGGCGGCAGCCACGACAAACGCUUCGUCAUGGAGGUGGAGAUAGACGGUCAGAAGUUUCAGGGGACAGGAUCCAAUAAGAAGGUGGCCAAGGCUUACGCUGCACUGGCUGCUUUGGAGCGGCUCUUCCCUGAGGGCUCUGUGGCUGAGGCUGCUAAGAAGAAAAAGGGACCACCCAUGCACGCUCAAGGCUUCGGCAUGAUGGGAGCCUCUGGAGUCGGAGAUGGGGCCAUGCCCAGAGGCAGAGGACGUGGAGGCAGAGGUCGAGGGAGGGGCCGGGGCUUCAAUAAUGGAGGAGGCUACGGCCAAGGAGGUGGAUUUGGAACGUACGGUUACGGGAACAGUGCUAACUCCGGAUACAAUUACUACAACAAUGGUGGUACAAAUGGAGGAGCCGGGGCAUCAAGCAGCCCAUCAGGUGGCCCUCCCCCCAGCACAGCACCAGGAUCAGCACAGGGCUCCUAUGGUUCAUACUACCAGAAUGACGGCGCCUACUCUGCCACUUCAGCAGCCAAACCCCCCAAAAAGAAACCCCCAAUGCACAAGGGAGGAAAGCCACCCUUUCCAGGUCCCCCAGGGGCGAACACUGGAUCUGUGGGGGGUUACCAGUCCAGCAGCCCUGCAGGGCAGGGCUCAUAUAACCAGUAUGGCCAGGGCUAUGGGCAGGGAAAGAAGAGUUUCAACCAGAACCAGGGGGGGCCAGGUGCAUACUCGUACAGCACCGCCUACCCGAGCCAAGUGACAGGGGGUGCUGGAGGUGGCCAAGACUACAGUUAUGAAGGUUUUAACAACCAGUCCAACUACAGCUCACAGGGAGGUGGUGGAGGAGGUGGCAGCAACAACGGCAACAACAGCAACAACCAGGGCUUCGGUGCCAACCACUCUCAGUACCACAGCCCAGUGGGCUACGGCAGGGGAGAGAGCAGCAUGAAUUACCAGUACAGAUAGACUGUGUCACUGUGUGUGUGUGUGUGUGUGUGUGUGUGUGUGAAUCAUCGGCACCCUGCAUCAGUGUCUGAAGCCUUCUCCAAAGAAAGUGAUAGACGGCUUGGCUGUGCGCUCUGCCUUUUCCAUGUUAGCUUCUUCUGUGCUUUGGUUUCUGUGCGGCACACAAGGGCACAAAACGACUGUCUGGACUGUAAGUGUCAGAGCUGAGUUAUGGCUGAAUUUAGUGGUCUGGUCAGUGCUUAGUCUUGUGUUUUUAGGUUCUUAUUUUCAUUUUAAUUUUUUUUUAUCUCUGCUCCUCAUCCUCGUCACUAAAUAUGAAGGCUGACGCUGGAGAUUACUCACUCACUCGCUCUGACUGGUUUCUUUUCUUCUAAAGAGUUGUGUGGUGACAACAUUUUUUCUCGUGUGAAACUAGUAACAUCUUGUAGUUGAAACUACAAAGGUUGAUGUAAUUUUUGUAACAAUUCAAUAGACCAGAAUAUCUUCUUCUUUUUCUGCCUCGCUUGUAAUUUUUGCUUCUUUUGUAAUAGUGUAGUUAUUUUAAUAAAUGGUUUUGGAGAUUACUGGAAAGUACAUUUACAUUCUGAUGUCUGUUUCUGCUCAAUGUAGCUUUUUGAUUGGGUAGGAUUUGUUCCUGUUAAUGUAUAACAAACUGUGUUUGUAUUAAUAAACAAUUUUUAUUUUGAA